Messenger RNA from Guillardia theta CCMP2712, 2008 nucleotides. RefSeq lists its product as hypothetical. Gene Ontology annotation, molecular function: oxidoreductase activity, acting on a sulfur group of donors, disulfide as acceptor. NCBI's taxonomy places the organism in Eukaryota, Cryptophyceae, Pyrenomonadales, Geminigeraceae. The record is from RefSeq and is a predicted model, not a curated record. The coding region runs from base 1 to 1965 and encodes 654 amino acids. The transcript has 22 exons.
AUGGAACAGAACGAGGGGUUGAUGAUUGGAGGGGCGAGGAAGAGGAGGGUGAAGAGGGUGAUCAUGUCCAGAGGAGGUUUGGUGAUUGCAUCGCUGUGCGCUGUGGCGGCAGUUGCAAUCAUCCUUUCCAAGAGCGGGGACUUGCGGGUGAAUCAAAGGUCAUCCCCUCCUGUGCUAGAGUCGGUGGAUCCAUAUGUGUUGGAGAAGAGGCUGAUCGCGGGCAAAGCUGAGACGCCCCUGCGGCAAAAGGCGGAACGAUACCUGAAACAGGCCAGGGAAAGUUUCUCAAAGCGCAAUCCAGAGAUCCAGAAGCUCAUUGCCAAGGCCGAGAGCAUCGACUCAAGGUUGGCGAGUCAAUCUGCUGCAGAAGCUAGAAUCCAGAAGCAGUUGGACCAAGCCAAACGACAGAUUCGCGGGCUUGCCAACACAAAGAGGGAGAAGUCCGGUUUGCACAUGACGAUUGGCUGGCCUCAAAGAGGCGGAGCCAUGCCAACGACCUAUGGCAAGUUCGGACUUGACCAGGCUGAUUCGAACAAGGCGAUCGAUUCGAGCAAUGAGAUGUAUGUCAACAAUGAUGACGACGAGCGCCGUAACUCCGCCAGGGAUGUCGCUGGGACCUACAUUCGUGAAAACAGCGAUGUUGGCUCCAGCGAUGCUGACGACUACAACGAUGAUUCACAAUACGACGAUCAGGACCAGUCCGAUUACAACUCGCCAGCUGUGACCAUCGGCGUUGUCGACGGAAGAAGUGGCAAGGAAGUCUUCUAUCCCGAGGAGCCGUCGUCUUGGAUCCUUCCCUUCACCUGGUUCAUGCGUGGGUCCGAUGACAAGCCAGCUGCCUCCAGCACCCCAGCUGCGGAUCAGCAGAUCGUCAAGACUCCGGAAGUGGAAAGGAUUGACAGGCUGUUGAAGAUUAGAAGGAAGGAGAAAGCCUUGGAGGAGGAAAAAGAGAACCUGAUGGACAGGCUGUACGAUGAUGCAACCAACGGAAGGCUGAGCACCCAAGACGGCUCUCAGGCUGCAGAAGCCUUCUCUGCUGGAUUCUUGCAGGUGAGGCUUGUGAAACUACAGGGUGCAAGGGAGAUGACCAGGAAGAGUGUGAAGGCGCAGGGAGAGUUUGCCGAGCAGCUGCAGAGACAAUCGGAGAUCGUCGAUGAGCUCGAGAAGGUCGUCCGCGAGCUCGAAGCUGCGCAACAGAAGAAGGAUUUCGAGGCAACAGCAGCCUCUGCAGCGGGCAAGAAGGAGGAGAAGAGUGAGGAGAAGGAGGAGAAGGAAGACGAUGAGGAGAGGGACAAGAAGGAGCAGAAGCCGAAGAAGAUCCAGAUCGACUUCUACAUGGAGGCAGGGUGUCCGGGCUGCAAGGCUUUCACCACUUCAGUUCUCACAGAUGUCCUCAAUGCCGUCGGGGACUACGUGAACCUGCGGGCCAUCCCCUACGGCAAUGCGCAGCUGAACAACAGCGUAAUCAAGUGCCAGCAUGGAGAGGACGAGUGCGUGGGUAACAAGAUCGAGCUGUGCAUGAUGGACAAGUACGGGAAGAACAACGACUGGCAGGCCUGGUUCCCUGCCUUCAAGUGCAUCGAGAAGUCCGACGAAACUCCUCUCAACGCCUCGCGCACGUGCCUGGCCGACAGCGGGAUGGACGUGAACGCCAUCAUCCAAUGUGCCACUGGCAACGAAGGGGACCUCCUCCAUAUGCAGGCUGCCAAGCAGACCAUUGACCUCGACCCUCCUCACACCUUCACGCCUUGGAUUGUUCUCGACGGGGCUCCAGUCAAGGACAAGGUUAUGGACCUCCUCAGCCUCGUCUGCGAAAAGCUUGCUCCCGAAACAAAGUCCAAGAUCCCACAGUGCAACCCCAAGUUCAAGGCAACAGCUGGCAGCACUUCCUUGUCCUCUAGGCCGAGGAGGAAGAUCAAGUUCUGCUACCCCAACGAUCCCUUGUCGAGGUUGCUUGCCCACUAGACUCUGCCUUUAUCAUAUCGUAUCAAACCUCUUGUUUCUCCCU